CACGCAGCUGGAAGUGCCGUGAAUCAUUUACAUGCAUAAACACCCAGCCUUAGCCUGAGAGGUGCACCCAUUCGCAUCCUAUGUGCUGCGAAGUUAUUGUCGUGCAACAGGAUGGAACGAAGACAACUUGUACCCCAACUUGACCCGUUCUUCUAACGCUAUACUGGACUUCAGCGUCCCUCGUGGGCUGCAUCUGUCCAUAUCCAAAGCUCCUAGUGGUCUCUUCAACACCUCGUAUUCCAUGAACGCUAUGCCGUCGCUCAUCGGCUGAGUAGGCUACAUAUUCACAUCCUGCAACCUCGAUGUGAAGAGCUCCUGUAGUGUCCGUUCCAAAGACAUGGUCGAGCGUUUCAAGGUGUACGACCAACCUCGCAGGCCAGAAGGAAAGGAGGAAGAAUGGCUCGCCGGAGAGCGCGCUAACACACGUGACUACUUACUCUAUGGCCGGUUGUACCUGCCUACUGGUAGACUCGAUGCGCUCUAUUCUACACGCUUAUCACCUACUCUACAGGCACUUGUUGCAGCGAUAUCAAAUCCACGGUCCAGUCUCUCUUCCGAGAAGCGGUCUCGAGGCGACAAUGUCAGCAACGUCAUGUUCAGCCUACAGCAUGCCAUCGGAAAGUGGUUCUCUGAAUAUACGUAUAGCGCAGAAGAUGGGAUGUGGGGUGUGCGCAUCUUACACAACUUUGGCAGGCUCAGAAAUCCAACUGAGCCUCCUGAGGAUUUGAACUCGUCCCCUGGAACAAGACCUAAACAUGUUGACGAAGAGGCAACCGGCGGUGGUCUGAAGGGCAGAGUUUCUGGUGGUGCCGAAUUCUACAUCAGUGCAAAAGAGAGGAGUGCCUGAAAUAAGACGAAUCGAUUUACUAGUCACGCCCAGACACUGACAAUCCACUUCCAGUAUCCGCGGGAAUUCGUUACACAACUCUCCCCGAUGCAACCCCACCAUCUUUCCACCUCCCCCAACCAUCAUCAUCACCACUCGCCCAGUCCUCCUGGUCGCCCCUAUCUCAACCGCCGACGACUAUUACUGCUCUUUUUAACCCGAUGAUGGGACAUGUAUCCGCAGCUUAUGCAGCUCGUGUAUCACGCGACCUCUCAAUGAAUGUGCUCUCUCGGUUC
Suillus subalutaceus is the source of this 1122-nucleotide messenger RNA. RefSeq lists its product as uncharacterized. The coding region runs from base 338 to 847 and encodes 169 amino acids. The record is from RefSeq and is a predicted model, not a curated record. Lineage: Eukaryota; Fungi; Basidiomycota; Agaricomycetes; Boletales; Suillaceae. Gene Ontology annotation, cellular component: SAM complex; ERMES complex. The transcript is spliced from 3 exons. Gene Ontology annotation, biological process: protein insertion into mitochondrial outer membrane; establishment of mitochondrion localization; mitochondrial outer membrane translocase complex assembly.